Trachemys scripta elegans is the source of this 1373-nucleotide messenger RNA. It is a transcript of the gene MRPL2, whose product is annotated as mitochondrial ribosomal protein L2. The transcript has 7 exons. Gene Ontology annotation, molecular function: RNA binding; structural constituent of ribosome. Gene Ontology annotation, biological process: cytoplasmic translation. Bases 151 to 1005 code for a protein of 284 amino acids. NCBI's taxonomy places the organism in Eukaryota, Metazoa, Chordata, Testudines, Emydidae. Gene Ontology annotation, cellular component: ribosome. The record is from RefSeq and is a predicted model, not a curated record.
GGGGGCGGGGCCCGGCUCCGUCCGGGCCUGCGCCGGUCACGGCCAGACAGGCGGGAUCCUCCCCCGGCCCCACCCCCUCGGGCCGGGCGCGCAUGCUCAGCCGGGGCCGGGGGAAGCGGGGACGCCGUGCACCGCCGGCAGUGCUGCCCCAUGGCGGUGUCGAGCCUGACUCGGGCCUUGGGGGCCCUGCUGCUGUCUUCUGCCCCGAGCCUCCCGCAGAGAGCCCAAGCUCCCAGGCUGGUCUGCCUUGGGGGCAACCUCCUCCCUCCGGGCCAUGGAUUCAGCACUUCCUCCACCCUCUCCACCAACGACCCCAUGUGGAAAUGCAGGAUCAAAUACACCACCAGACCCAUUGGCAUGAAAAAGACAGGUGGCCGUGAUCACACAGGUCGUAUCGCUGUGCAUGGGAUCGGCGGGGGGCACAAGCAGCGCUACCGCAUGAUUGACUUCCAGCGGCUGCGCUAUGUACCUGGGGCCGAGUCCGGCCCCUACGAGGAGAAGGUGAUCCAGGUCCGCUACGACCCCUGCAGGUCGGCUGAUAUCGCCCUGGUGGCUGGCGGCAAGCAGAAACGCUGGAUCAUUGCGACAGAAAACAUGCAGCCUGGUGACCUCCUCAAAACCUCAGGGCACAUAGGCAGGAUGGCAGUCUCUGCCAAUGAGGGGGAUGCAUACCCAUUGGGAGCUCUGCCUGUGGGGACCCUGAUCAAUAACCUGGAAAGUCACCCUGGGAAAGGAGCGCAGUACAUCCGAGCAGCAGGGACCUGCGGGUGCUGGUCUGAGGUGACCGGUGGGGGGGGUGCCCAGCCCUGGGGAGGCAAGGACCUGUGGGUGCUGUGGUACCAGGGAACCAAUGCUGAUUCCAGGCUGGUAUCCUGGGCCUUUGCCCUCCUUCACCAUCUUGGUUCAAGGUCCCUGCUCUGGCAGCUCUGCCCCAGGAUGGGGAGAAUAUUUCCUAUUGCUUUGCCGGUUAUACAGCUCUCCCCUAGCCUCAGUUGUGAGGCCUGACAUCCCAAAACAGCAACUCCUGGUUGGGGAAGGAGCUAAUAUCUUGUCCCAGUGGGUGAGCAGUGCUCCCAGCAGGGCACUCCCAGGGCGUAGGGCCUUUCCCAAAGCUAUCUGCCUGCCCCAGGCCAGGGGGCGGGGGUUCCUUACCCGUUGAGUCUGGAACACUCCCUUCUUGUGAGUAUGAAAAUCCCGAGUGCCUUUGUCCCCUCCCGCCCGCCUCCUUCAGUGACAAGGGAAGAGGUGAGGGCUCUGUGCAUCUGGGAUGGAGCCACUUCUCUCUGAGGCACUGCAGAGGGCUUCAGCUGGUUUGCUGGCAAGGGAUCAUUUGCUAAGGGAGGAGGUUGCUGGCAAGGGACUGGUUGCUAAUG